Schistosoma spindalis is the source of this 2255-nucleotide messenger RNA. The record is from the annotation of a GenBank genome assembly. NCBI's taxonomy places the organism in Eukaryota, Metazoa, Platyhelminthes, Trematoda, Strigeidida, Schistosomatidae.
GUUGGCUAGUAAAUGGCGGAAUCAAGUGCGAUGCUUUGUGACUAUGACUCGUCAUUGGUUAGUACAAUUUUUACCAUUAAGCUUUAUAAUCGUUGUCCUAACAGCAGUCUUCGGAUGAUGGGAGUGUUGAAGAGACACGAAGAAGUCCAAAGAGCCCUUUGAUAUCCCAGGUAAUACGCGUUCGAAAUGCAUAAUAAAGUUGCUAAGUGAAUAGUAACAUUGAAUACGAGUGGAUAUUUGAUAAUACUAGAUAGUAGAUAAUACUUUCAGGAUGAAACUGAUUAAGAAUAGCUCUUGUUUGGUUUGUACUAUUAGUCCGGGUUUUAUUGUGGAGAGAUAAUAGAACCAUUUGGUUACUUAAUACCCUUAUUCGUGCAGAAGUGUAAUAUAUUAAGUAAAACAGGCUAUUACCUAAGGUGCCCAAAGCAUGACUCAUAUUUGGUUUGAAACGCACUGAGUGUACGUGUUUCCUCACGAAAGAGAGGCAUGAUUUGUCCCGUGUUAAACACACGACGUUUUCGGUACUCUUACUUUCGAAACCAAUUUACCAGACUUACAGUUAUUAUUGCAGCAUUUUCUGUCAUGCAAGUAGUGGCCUUUAAUCUCAUGUAGGCCAUGACUCAUGGCGACAGAUCGAUAUCGUGAGAGUCCAUUCGCUAACCAUAGGGAAUGUGAACGUUUGUGGAUCUGUCAUUGUCGUUCGAUUGGAUUCUUUUUUCACCAUUCAAAUCGAUUGCCAACAAGUUUCGAAAUCGUGUUCGAUACUUGUAGUAUUUGCGCGUACAUUUAGCAAUACAUUACAACUUCUUUGCUUUUAUAACUUCACUCAUUGCUCACAGUGAAUAACAGUCCCUAUGCCGUUCGGACCUUCGAUGUUCAGUUCAGAUGACUCUGGUGUCUGAAUUCCGUUCUGCCAAGGCCUAAUGGUGUCAUAAGGACCACCGAAAGUUGUAGUUAAUUAAUUGGUGAGUCAUUGCAAUGGUGAUUGUUUUUUAAACAAAUUUUGAAGUGUGCUUUUAGUGUUUUGUGAAUUUAGGUCUGUAUGAUAGAUUGUUUCUUUUCUCAGGAGGAAACUAAGAAUGCUGCUACAGUUAAAGAUGGCGUUCAACUCACUGUCGAAACAAAAAAGAACUCUUCUAUGGUUGUAUCUCCAGCACCUAGCUACAUUAUUGAUGGUAAACGUCGGUCGAGGAGUCGUGAACAUAGUCCUUCAAGGCGACACCGCAAACGAAGUUGUGCGCCCAGAUCUGAUCGCAGAAGUCCAAGUGAACGUGUAAGCUCUUCAAAACACAAACGUUCAUCCCACCAUUCGAGGCACAAACAUUCAUCCAGAAAGCAUCAUCACCGUGACUCCUACUGUAGUGACUAUAAACAUCGUUAUCGCCGAAAGCAUCGACGUCACAGUUCAACUUCAUCCUCCAGUUCAUCUAGUGAUACCAGCCCUGAAAGCAAACCUAGUCGGCGUGGAAGUCAUAAUGGUAGAAAUUUAACACAACUCCUCACAACAAGUUCCAAAGAUUAUUUCAGUUCGCAACCGAAGCCAGAAAAUCAGAACACUAACCUCAUUAUCUCAACGACGGGAGUCACCGUGACGACAAAUUCUCCGGCAGUUUCUAGCCAAAGUACUACGACGAAUGCUCCUGUGCAGCGAUUAACAGCACAAGAUAUAUUAGACAAAAUACAAAAGCAUCAACAAGAGCAAGCUAAGGCUCAAGCAUUAGCCGCUGCCGCCGCCGCAAAGCUCCCGAAAUACUACAACCCAACAACUGUCAACGCCGUCAAACUCGCGGAGCAACAACAAAAGCGCAAGUUAUUGUGGUCCAAAAAAGAUGGUGAAAACACUAGUUCUGAAAGUAAAACUCUUUGGACAGCCACAUCUCUAAUUGCUGGAAAAGGUGAUUCUGCAGCUGCAGCUAAAUUUCGGAAAUUGAUGGGAAUUCAUGAUUCUUCUGAAGAAGUCGUGGACGGAAGUGCUGCUCAUGUCAAUGAAACUGAGGCUUUGCGUCGAGCUGAAGCGCAAGCUGAACUUUUCCGGCGACUUGAACACGAAUAUGAGAUGUCUCGUACCAUAACACAUACUCAGCGAGGCGCCGGUCUUGGUUUCAGCUCAUCCAGCCAUAUUGAUUACAAUGCAUAUUCUGCUAUGCAAAGUGAAAAAGACAAAAACCCUAGUUUAUGAUUGUAUUUAUCUCACUAGAAAUCACUUGUACAGCUCACUGAUAUUUUAAAGAAUAAUUUACCUAAUUAUUUUCAAA